Vanderwaltozyma polyspora DSM 70294 is the source of this 624-nucleotide messenger RNA. RefSeq names its product KilA-N domain-containing protein. Gene Ontology annotation, molecular function: sequence-specific DNA binding; DNA-binding transcription factor activity. The record is from RefSeq and is a predicted model, not a curated record. Gene Ontology annotation, cellular component: nucleus. NCBI's taxonomy places the organism in Eukaryota, Fungi, Ascomycota, Saccharomycetes, Saccharomycetales, Saccharomycetaceae. The annotation marks the transcript as partial. Gene Ontology annotation, biological process: positive regulation of transcription by RNA polymerase II. The transcript has a single exon.
CAGCAAUUACAAUAUCUUUCAAGUGAAAAUAUGUACAGGAGCAACAGUAUUACUGAACUUUCUCACCUAACCAGCAGUGGAAACACCACCACCAGCAGUAGCAGCAGCAACAAUAACAACAACAACAACUCACGUUACUCAACAGACUUUUUCUUAAACAACCCAUCUUUAUUGUCAUCAAACUUCCAAUUCAAUGAACAUUAUACACCAUCACCUACUUAUUAUCAACGUCGCUGGAACGAACCUUUGGUGACAACUACUGUCUGGCAGGAUGAAAAUACUUUAUGUUAUCAAGUUGAAGUAAAUGGUGUGUCGGUAGUAAGAAGAGCAGAUAAUGACAUGAUUAAUGGUACUAAAUUAUUGAAUGUUACUAAAAUGACUCGUGGUAGAAGAGACGGUAUACUAAAGGCUGAAAAGAUAAGACAUGUAGUGAAAGUGGGUUCAAUGAAUUUGAAAGGUGUCUGGAUCCCAUUCGAAAGAGCAUUGUUAAUGGCCAAAAAGGAAAAGAUUAUCGAUAAAUUAUACCCUCUUUUCGUCAAGGAUAUUCAAAGUACUUUAAAUCAACAUCCAGUAACCUAUUUUAACCCAAACGUUAACCAAUAUUACUUCACCAACCAAAAUUAA